Molecule: messenger RNA, 1548 nt
Organism: Phycomyces blakesleeanus NRRL 1555(-)
Lineage: Eukaryota; Fungi; Mucoromycota; Mucoromycetes; Mucorales; Phycomycetaceae
Exons: 12
Coding region: 1-1548 (515 amino acids)
Biological process (GO): protein desumoylation
Cellular component (GO): cytoplasm; nucleus
Molecular function (GO): SUMO-specific endopeptidase activity
Source: RefSeq, a predicted model, not a curated record
AUGCACAAAUGCAAUAUGAAUCGCAAAAGGCAGCAUGAUUCAGACGUUGAAUUAGUAAAAGCGAAAAUUGCAAAGAGCGUAUCUACUAGAAAAGACCGAGAAACAACGUCUAAGAAUGAAUAUAAAUCGAGAACUCGCAGUCAAAAGUCUAAAGAAAAGGCUGUAAACACACGCUCUCAAUCUGCUCAACCCACACACGACUAUAUUGAUAAUCUAGAGCAAACAUUUGAGAAAGCUACACUAGAAGAAAUCGAAAGAUCGGACACAUUUAAUACCUGCUGCUAUAAAGAGGCAGCAUAUACUUCUGAAGAUGAAAAUACCAAAGUAUCCAUGUUGUCCAUGUCAAAUAUAGAAUCCAAUAUUACCGAAAUACCCAAGGCGGAUGCCAAUAUAAAAAAAAGAAAGUGGAUUAAUUUAUUAAAUAAUAAAUAUUCCCAUGUGGUUAGUAGCGAUGAAGAUGAACUGUCACUAACUAGACCAGCCCCAAAUAAGAAAUCAAUAGCAGUGAAAUAUAAAGAAAACUCCACAAACAACAAGGAACAAUAUGAAAAUAUUUUAUUACCGCAAAAACUGGAAAGACGCUUAAAACGCUCAUCAUCACCGUCAUACCGCGAGGGUUUUGUUAGAAAGAAACGAAUCCCUACAAAAAUCAAUGUACCUUCAAAUGAAAACAGUGAACGGGGUCGUCAUAAAGGAAUUUUUGUUCCGCGUAGUCCUACAUUGUCCUGUGAAUCUGAUUCUCAAAGCUCUUGUGUUAUGGUCUCAAAGAGUUUGUCGCCUAAACCACACAUUAUUGAAAUAUCAGAAGACGAGGAUGAAACAUACGGUAAAGAUGGAAUAUUAUUCACAUACCCAUUUCAUGGAAAAGAUCAAAGAAACAAGAUUCUCAUAACUCGUCGAGAUACAGAAAAACUAAAGCUGGGUGUAUAUAUCAACGACACCUUGGUUGACUUUUUCUUACUUUGGUCAAAAGAUGUGGCUGCAGUAAAGGCUCCGGAGGCCAGGAAAGAUACUCACAUAUUCAACUGCUUCUUUUACCCUUACCUGCGCGAAAUGGUCGAAAAAGAAAAUAAUGAAUUUUCGUUGAAAAAAUGGACUUCUAAUCUUGACCUCUUUAAGAAGAAGCACUUGAUUGUUCCUGUAAAUGAAAGACCUCGUAUAUACUUAUUAGACUCGAUCGGUGUUGAAAGAAAAAGCAUCCUAAAGAACAUGGUUAAAUAUUUAAACCAUGAGGCAAAAGCAAGAUAUGGAUCAGAAACAACGUUUAUUAAGCCCGAUCUUGUUCAUGCAAAUGUCCCUCAGCAGAAGAAUGGUAGUGACUGCGGGAUUUAUCUGAUUCAUUUUGUGGGGGUAUUUUUGGAAAAUCCAGAAAAAUGCAUUGAUCUUCUCGAGGCCACAACGACGGAUGAAGAAGCUUGGGGUGCGACAUCUAUGGAUGAAAAGAGAGAAUAUCUUCGAAAUGUGGUACGCCAAUUGAAUGAAGAAUGGGCCAAAUUACAGCCAGAUCUCCUCAAGAACACAGUUGAUUAUAAAAAUGAUAAAACUUGA